This is a messenger RNA of Raphanus sativus (radish), 383 nucleotides long. RefSeq lists its product as uncharacterized. The record is from RefSeq and is a predicted model, not a curated record. NCBI's taxonomy places the organism in Eukaryota, Viridiplantae, Streptophyta, Magnoliopsida, Brassicales, Brassicaceae. The coding region runs from base 36 to 338 and encodes 100 amino acids. The transcript has a single exon.
AAUAGUCCCAAGCUCAUAUUUGAAGAAGAUACAAAAUGGCUGGAGAAAAUGACUGGAGGAAAACAGCGGAUACGACGAAGAUGAGUCUAGAGGGAGUGAAAGCCGCAGGGGUUGAAUCAUCGAAGAGGCCCCCAGGGAGUAAUCCCGGUGGUGUUCUGCACCAAAGGCGUAACUUACCAUACAGCUACACCACCAUGGCUAUCGCCGGUUUAGCUAUCUCCGGUGCAAUCAUGUACACUGUUAUGUAUGCUAAGAAAAAGCCGGAGGCUAGUGCCACUGAUGUAGCUAAAGCGGCCACAGGGACGGCUAAACCGGAAGAUACACAUCCAAGAAAAUAAAAACCCUCAGAGAAAAUGGGUUUAUCUUCUUUUUUGUUUGUUUUG